GCGGCCGAACACUUGUAGGAGGUGUAAAAAUUUACUUGUCAAAUUUUCCUUAUCAGAGAUAAAGAACUUAUUGCAAGAGAAAGGAUUGUCCUAGAAAAAAUCUUUGUAUUGCAAUGUAAUCCGAACACUUGUCAGGAACAGCAAUCUCGCUUGUGACUACGUAGGAAGGACGUCUGCAAGAGCUUGUCAACACGUGCUAAAGUUUUUUGGAAGAAGCGAAAUAUGAGUAAGAAAUCAGCAGGCCGCAGGAGGAAUGCAGUUCCUACAGUGGAGCAAAUUUCUUCAGAUCGGAUCACCAAGCUUGCAAGUCAGUACUGGGCUCCUGGAGAAAGCAAGAAACCCUUCAAUCCACAGAUCGUUGAUGACAUUUAUAAAGAUGAAAUUAAAGGCAGCAAGUUUUCUGUGAAGCGUGCUAUGCUGUUAGAGUUCAGCCAAUACUUGGAAAAUUAUUUGUGGCCCAACUUCAAUGCAGCUAAGGCUUCUGUUGAGUAUGUCAUGUCUGUCAUUGUGAUGGUGAAUGAAAAGUUUAGGGAAGGUGUACCACCAUGGGAGUCAUUCAAACAAAAUCCAGAGGAGUUCCAUGGAUUUUUCCAGCGCAUCAUGGAAAUCAGCUUGGCUGAUGAAGAUAUGGUGACAAUUAAGGAGCAGUCUAUUGUCUUGACGUUUUUGAUUCAUUGUUUCAACAGUCUGGAAAUGGAUCUCAUCAGAGAACAACUGCAGCACUUGGUGUCUCUGUCCAUGUGGAUUUCUCUUCUUCCGGAACGUCUGGAACAAGAGUUGAAGAAUGUGCCCAAGAAAUAUAGGAAAUACUGGGAACACCUGAAAAAGAAAGAGACCCAGGCAGAUGAAGAAACUAAGAAAAAACAAGAGAAAGAAAGAAAAUAUUUAUCAAACCUUGUUCAGAAGUUUGUGAAAAUCUUACAAUCGAUUCCAGAGUUAGGCUCUGUGGAUAUGGAUAAGGUUCACUAUUGUGAAAGGUUCCUUGAACUCUUGGUUGACUUAGAGGCAUUGUUACCAACUAGGAGAUUUUUCAAUACAUUAGUGGAUGAUCACCAUUUAGUGGUUAAGUGUCACCUUUCUGGUCUUGUAAGAAGAGAGUCAGAGGGAAGAUUAUUCAAACAAUUGUUGGAUAUGCUGAAGUUUUACACUGGUUUUGAGAUAAAUGAUGUUACAGGAAUGGCUCUGACAGAUCAUGAGAUGGUUGACAUUCAUUACAACAAAAUGGCUUCAUUACAGCGAGCAGUGUUCAAGUAUUUUCCAGAGCUUCAUGAUUUUGCAAUGAGUAACAUUGCCAGCAUUGAUACAAGGGAAGCUCUUCUGCAACAUUUUGGAUCUUUGUCAAAUAAAACACUUCAUGAGGUAGCAGCAUAUUUGAAGCUGUUGCCUUCUCCAGAUGAUGUGGGAGUGGAGAAUAACAGAGAGUUUCUUCUAGAGAUGUUGGUUUCUAGACACGAGCGACGCCUUUCUCAAAUUGAUGCCAUAAAUGAAAUGCCACUUUACCCUACAGAACAGAUUUUGUGGGAUGAAAAUAUUGUUCCAACAGAAUAUUAUUCAUCAGAAGACACUCUUGCUCUGCCAAAGUUAAACUUGCAGUUUUUGACCCUCCAUGAUUAUCUGCUGCGUAACCUCAACCUCUUCAGGCUGGAAUCUACAUAUGAGAUCCGUCAGGACAUGGAGGAUGUCAUUGCUAGAAUGAAACCUUGGCAAAACGAAAUGGAACAGACAGAGUUUGCUGGCUGGGCAAGAAUGGGCACAAAAAUAAUCAAUUUCAGCGUAAUUGAGGUAUCUAAACCAAAUAUCGGCGAGACUCGCCCGUCUCAGGUUAGAGCCGAUGUGACCAUUAACUUGAACAUGAGGGACAUUGUGAAAGGAGAAUGGGAAGCGUUGAGGAAACAUGACGUGGUGUUUUUGGUGACUGUGCGUCCAACCCAUCCCGGCCCAGUGAAGUAUGAUCGCUCGAAACCAUUCAGAGAGCAGUUCGGAGUUGAUUAUGUACGUGGAGCCGAAAUUGAAGGGAUGUUAGAUGAACAAGGAAAAGUAAUCGAAGAAGGUCCUGAACCAAAGCCUGAAUUUAAAGGAGAAGACAGAACAUUUCGCUUGUGGUUGGACACGAACCAAUACCAGCAGGAUAUGGCGGAGACUGUCCAUGGCGCUGAGGAUGUAUAUGAAACUUUUAACAUUCUUUUGAGACGGAAACCGAAAGAAAACAACUUUAAGGCUGUUUUGGAGACCAUCCGUGAUUUAAUGAACACAGAAUGUAUUGUACCAGACUGGCUCCACGAUAUCUUCCUAGGAUAUGACGAUCCUGGUGCAGCUCAUUACAGCAGAAUGCCAAACCAGAUCCGACAACUGAAUUUCAACGACACAUUUCUUGACUUUGAGCACCUCAAAUCUUGCUUUCCCCAAUAUACAGUCAAGUGUUCUACUGACGAUCCUGCAGAACGUGUCCCACCUUUCAAGAUAACUUUUCCUGAGACAGCGUCUUCCAGUAAGAAACGGAAACACGAUGAAGAAGACCCUAAAGAAGUCAAGCAGGAGUUGUUGGUGGAGCCAUUUGUGGUUCCCAACCGAGGACCAUAUCCGUUUAAUCAGCCAAAAAAGUACGGUCGUGUAAAUUUUGUUUUAGCCAGCAGACUGGAGCUCCUUAAGGAAGUGCAAAGGUUACAGGAGAGUCUGGGUGUUCAUGGCGAUGUUUCUUACACAUGCGAAACUGCGGGAUAUUUUUACUUGUAUCAGGUCGUCUCACGUUGGGAGGAGUACAUGGCGAAGCUGAAGGCAAGAAGAGGAGAAACUGCGGCGAUAUCUGAGUUCUUCCCUUUCACGAAGUUCUUUGAGAACGCACCACAGCCUAUUUUCAAGAUGAGUUCAUAUGAAGAAGACAUGGAAAUUGCAGAGGGCUGCUAUCGAUAUAUCAAGAAGAUAUUUCAGCAGUUAGAGGAAUUUAGAGCAUUUGAGCUUCUCAGAAGCGGUCGCGAUCGAACAAACUACCUCCUAGUGAAAGAAGCUAAGAUCAUAGCCAUGACUUGUACCCAUGCCGCACUCAAGAGGAGAGACCUAGUGGAGCUUGGAUUCAAGUACGACAAUGUGCUCAUGGAGGAGUCCGCACAGAUCCUAGAGAUUGAGACGUUUAUUCCACUACUGCUUCAGAAUCCAGAAGAUGGAUACAAUCGGAUGAAAAGGGUCAUUCUCAUCGGAGAUCAUCAUCAGCUUCCUCCUGUUAUAAAGAACAUGGCUUUUCAGAAGUUUUCCAACAUGGAGCAAUCUCUUUUCACGAGAUUUGUCAGACUUUGUGUUCCCACAGUUGAACUCGAUGCUCAAGGUCGUGCACGAUCCAGCCUAUGUAGCCUGUACAACUGGAGGUACAACAAACUUGGUGAUCUUCCUCAUGUCCAUACGUGGCCUGAGUACUGUGUGGAGAAUCCUGGAUUUUUCUUUGAUUUUCAGCUGAUCGAUGUUCAGGAUUUCAACGGCGUUGGCGAAUCAGAACCCAAUCCUUACUUUUAUCAGAAUCUUGGUGAGGCCGAAUACGCUGUGGCCAUCUUUAUGUACAUGCGCCUCAUUGGGUACCCCGCUGACAAGAUCGCCAUUCUAACAACGUACAACGGACAGAAGCAUCUUAUCCGUGACGUUAUUAAGCAAAGAUGUGCAAACAACCCUCUGAUUGGACAACCGAGCAAGGUCACUACUGUGGAUCGUUACCAGGGGCAACAGAACGAUUACAUCAUAUUAUCUCUCGUCCGCACAAAGACUGUGGGUCACAUCCGGGAUGUGCGCCGUCUUGUAGUGGCUAUGUCACGUGCCAGGUUAGGUCUUUAUGUCCUCGCACGUGUCAGCCUCUUCCAGAACUGCUUUGAGCUCAGACCUGCCUUCUCUCAGUUGACCAGCCGACCGCUGAAGCUCUCUUUAGCACCUAGUGAAAGAUAUCCCCCGUCCAGACCGCGUGGAGUUCCUCCAGCUGAGCGACCGUUUAUCGUCGAGGACAUGCCUCAGAUGCAUCGCUUCGUAUAUGACUUCUACAGUCAGUAUGUGGAAUCAUUAAGAGCACAGAGAGAGUACAUGGCCAACAUUCCACAGCCGCCAGAGGAAGACAAAGAAGACGAAGAGCCGGCUGAGCAAGGCGACGAGAAAGACGAAAACGGGACAGAAAAUGUGAACGAAAUAAACGAAGAGGCAGGAUCGCCGAUUGUGAAUGAAGUGGAACAAAUGGAAGAAGAAGCUAAUUAACGAAUUUUGCAGAACUCUAAAUGAUGGAGAAUUUGAUUUGAGGGUGAUCAAAAAUUCCGCUCUAUUCGAGUAUUUUGUUGUUGUUUGUUAGAAACAAACAACAACAAAUAUAACAUUCGCCAUA
This is a messenger RNA of Pocillopora damicornis (cauliflower coral), 4348 nucleotides long. RefSeq names its product RNA helicase aquarius. Gene Ontology annotation, biological process: mRNA splicing, via spliceosome. Gene Ontology annotation, molecular function: mRNA binding; helicase activity. The record is from RefSeq and is a predicted model, not a curated record. Gene Ontology annotation, cellular component: catalytic step 2 spliceosome. NCBI's taxonomy places the organism in Eukaryota, Metazoa, Cnidaria, Anthozoa, Scleractinia, Pocilloporidae.